AUGGUGACCAAUGAGGGAAACCACAGUUCUGUUGCAACAUUUGUCCUCUUAGGUUUCUCAGAUUACCCAGACCUUCAAGUGCCCCUCUUCCUGAUGUUCCUCAUCAUUUAUUCUAUAACUGUGGUGGGAAAUCUAGGGAUGAUUGGCAUUAUCAGAAUCAAUCCCAAACUUCACACCGCCAUGUACUUUUUCCUCAGCCACUUGUCCUUUGUGGAUUUCUGUUAUUCCUCCAUCAUUGCUCCCAAGAUGUUGGCAGAUUUAUUCACAGAGGAUAGAAGCAUCUCCUUCUCUGGGUGUUUGGCACAAUAUUUUUUCUUUUGUACCUUUGUAGUGACUGAGGCCUUCCUGCUGGCAGUAAUGGCCUAUGACCGCUUUGUAGCCAUUUGCAAUCCUUUGCUCUAUACAGUGGCUAUGUCCCAGAAGCUUUGUACCCUGUUGGUGGCUGGAUCAUAUACAUGGGGGAUAGCCUGUGCCCUUAUGCUCACAUGUUCUGCUGUCCAAUUAUCAUUUUAUGGUUCUAACACAAUUAAUCACUUUUUCUGUGAGUUUUCGUUGCUGCUUAAACUCUCUUGUUCUGAUACACAUUUCAAUCAGCUGCUGCUUUUCAUAUCUGCCACUUUUAAUGGACUGAGCACACUUUUGAUUAUUCUGGCCUCUUAUAUAUUCAUUUUUGUCACUGUCCUGAAGAUGAAUUCAUCCACUGGUCGACGUAAAACCUUCUCUACAUGUGCUUCUCACCUAAUGGCUAUCACCAUCUUUCAUGGGACCAUCCUCUUCCUCUAUUGUGUUCCCAGCUUCAAGAACACUCAGCUUACAUUUGAAGUCGCCUCAGUGUUUUAUACAGUAGUAAUUCCCAUGCUUAAUCCUAUAAUCUACAGCCUAAGGAACAAAGAUGUAAAAGAAACACUCAUCAAGUUAAUGGACAUUAAAUUUUUUCUCCAUCACCACAUUUCCCAUUAA
Molecule: messenger RNA, 960 nt
Organism: Dromiciops gliroides (monito del monte)
Lineage: Eukaryota; Metazoa; Chordata; Mammalia; Microbiotheria; Microbiotheriidae
Product: olfactory receptor 5D18-like
Exons: 1
Coding region: 1-960 (319 amino acids)
Biological process (GO): G protein-coupled receptor signaling pathway; sensory perception of smell
Cellular component (GO): membrane
Molecular function (GO): olfactory receptor activity; odorant binding; G protein-coupled receptor activity
Source: RefSeq, a predicted model, not a curated record